Molecule: messenger RNA, 2912 nt
Organism: Lecanosticta acicola
Lineage: Eukaryota; Fungi; Ascomycota; Dothideomycetes; Mycosphaerellales; Mycosphaerellaceae
Source: the annotation of a GenBank genome assembly
AUGCAUCUCCUUCCCACCGCCCUGCUGGCGACCAUUCCACUCGCCCUCGCCCAAUCCUCUACCAACAGCACUCUUGACAACGCCCAAUCGCCUCCUAAGUAUCCCUCGCCCUGGGGAGAGGGACUCGGCGACUGGCAAGAUGCAUACCUCAAGGCCAAGGCAUUCGUCGAGCAACUCACCCUCGUCGAGAAGGUCAACCUCACUACUGGAGUUGGCUGGGAGGGUGAGAAAUGCGUCGGCAACGUAGGAGCCAUCCCUCGCCUGGGCUACCGAGCACUGUGCAUGCAAGACUCGCCAUUGGGCGUUCGAUUUGGAGACUUUGCUUCUGCCUUUGGAGCGGGGGUGAUGGCGGCCGCGACUUGGGAUCGAAAGCUCUUCUACGAGCGAGGAUACGACAUGGGUACGGAGCACAAAUUGAAGGGCGUCGACGUCCAGCUCGGACCUGUCGUGGGCCCAAUUGGAAGAUCUCCGGAGGGAGGAAGAAAUUGGGAGGUAGGUCCUCCAUUGCAUGAGACACAUGUUGCGUGCGAUGCUCAUCGAUAUCCGUAGGGUUUCUCGCCUGACCCGGUUCUAUCUGGCAUUGCUGUCGGAGAGACAGUGAAGGGCAUUCAGGAUGCAGGAGUCAUCGCUUGUACCAAGCAUUUGUCCGUUGCUCUCUCUACUCAAAACGCAAGAUACUUGAUCAAGACUGACCGCUCCAAAGCAUUGCCAACGAACAGGAGCAUUUCAGACAAGGCCCACCGCCCGCCAAUCUGACCGCUGCCAUUUCCUCCAACAUUGACGAUGUCACUAUGCACGAGCUCUAUCUCUGGCCAUUUGCAGACGCUGUCAAAGCCGGCACCGGAUCCGUUAUGUGUUCCUACAAUCAGAUAAACAAUAGCUACGCUUGCCAGAACUCGUACAUGCUCAACUACCUGCUGAAGAAUGAGCUUGGUUUCCAGGGUUUCGUGAUGAGGUGAGUAGCGGUAUACACAUACGUCACGAUAACAAGCUGACCGGAUGUCUUCGAAGCGACUGGGGCGCGCAGCACUCUGGAGUCAGCGCUGCUUUGGCUGGGAUGGACAUGGCUAUGCCAGGAGACGUGGGAUUUGACAGUGCAACUUCGUACUGGGGAACGAACAUGACUAUUGCCCUCCUCAACGGCACCAUUCCCCAGUGGCGUCUCGAUGAUAUGGCUGUCCGCAUUGUGGCUACCUGGUAUUACGUCGGUCGCGAGAACAACCAGGUCGAGAAUGCGCCGAACUUCUCUUCUUGGUCCCAGGACACCUACGGCUUCCAACACUUCUUUGCUCAGGAAGACUUCACGCAGAUCAACUACCACGUUGACGUUCAGCAAGAGCAUUAUCAAGGCAUUCGUGAAGUUGCAACAAAGGGCACCGUCCUCUUGAAGAACAACGGUGUUCUUCCGCUCACUGGCAAGGAGAAACUCACCACCGUAUUUGGCUCCGAUGCGGCCGAGAAUCAAUACGGUCCGAAUGGCUGCGCCGAUCGGGGCUGUGACAACGGCACUUUGGCAAUGGGAUGGGGCUCUGGCACUGCCAAUUUUCCCUACCUCAUCACCCCCCUUGAAGCGAUCAAGGCUGAAGUUCGUGGCCAACGUGGCAACAUCGAGUCGGUCACAGACGACUACGCGUACUCGCAAAUUUCAGCAUUGGCACACCGAGCUGGAGAGGUUAACGGUGUGUGCCUGGUCUUUGCCAACUCUGAUUCGGGAGAAGGCUACAUUGUAAGUAUUGCGCUGAGAACGGAGGUCUUGGACGUUUCUAAACAUUGCCGCUUAGGUCGUCGACGGCAACGAGGGUGACCGUAACAACCUCACAUUGUGGCAUAAUGGCGAUACGCUCAUCCAGAACGUGACCAGCCAAUGCAACAACACCGUAGUCGUCAUGCACACGGUCGGCCCUGUUCUUGUGACGCCUUGGUAUGAGAACCCGAACGUCACUGCCAUUGUCUGGGCCGGCAUUCCCGGCCAGGAAAGUGGAAACGCCAUUACCGACAUCCUCUAUGGAAAGGCCAAUCCUGGCGGGAAGACUCCUUUUACUUGGGGUGCCAAGCGCGAGGAUUAUGGUACAGACGUGAUAUACACGCCAAACAACGGCGUCAACGCUCCUCAGGACAAUUUCGUGGAGGGUAUCUUCAUCGACUACCGGGCUUUCGACCGAGCCAACAUCAAGCCCAUCUACGAAUUCGGCUACGGACUGUCUUACACUUCAUUCGCCUUCUCGAACUUGCAGGUGCAGUCGAACGGAAUUCCAGCAUACACGCCAACUUCGGGAAGUACACCUCCUGCGCCCACUUACGGCGUAAUUGGGAACAACUCGGCCGAAUACGUAUUCCCGGCCAAUUUUUCUCGAGUCGAAGCGUACAUCUAUCCAUACCUCAAUUCUUCUUCUCUCGGCGCCUCCAGCGGUGAUCCAGAGUACGGAGUCAGCUACUCCUGGCCUCAGGGAUCGUACGACAGUAGCCCACAGCCAUACCUGCCAGCAGGUGGCAGAGCCCCAGGAGGAAAUCCGGCUUUGUACGAUGUUCUCUUCACGGUGACAGCGACGGUCCAGAACACUGGCAAGGUGGUCGGCGAUGAGGUUCCGCAGCUCUACGUGAGUCUUGGUGGGCCCAACGAUCCCAAGGUCGUUCUGCGUAACUUCGACCGUUUGACGAUCCAGCCUGGAGCAAGCGCCACCUUCAAUGCCACCGUUACGCGGAGAGAUCUGAGCAACUGGGAUACGGCAUCGCAGAACUGGGUCAUCUCAAGCUACCCCAAGACUGUGUACGUUGGAAAUUCGAGCCGCAACCUGCCUCUGAAGGCUGCAUUGAACCUCUCAGGCUCUGUCAGCACCCCAAGCGGUCCUAGCAGUGAAUACCCACACCCAAGCGGUUAUGGCUCACCUGGCAACGGCUCUGACGGCUGGUAG